Racocetra fulgida is the source of this 2769-nucleotide messenger RNA. NCBI's taxonomy places the organism in Eukaryota, Fungi, Glomeromycota, Glomeromycetes, Diversisporales, Gigasporaceae. The record is from the annotation of a GenBank genome assembly.
GUGGAGCAGAACGUCUCGUGGUUGAUGCUGCUACCGGUUUAAAAGCCAAAGGCCAUAAUGUAGUUAUUUAUACUUCUCAUCACGAUCGUGAACAUUGUUUUGAAGAAACUAAAGACGGCAUGGCAAAUUGCAUCGUUGUGAAUAGCAUUUUCACAUCUAACGUGUUUCGUGAAUCUUUUCCCAACAUAAGAAAGGCACCUCAAGUUCUCUACCCUGGAAUACAUUUUGAAGCAUAUGAGAAAAAAGUGGACGUUGAUGAUCUCUAUGUUAAGAUUUUAGAAAGCUCGAAAGUGACAAUUUUAUCAAUUAAUCGCUUUGAACGAAAAAAAAAUAUCGUGCUUGCUAUACGUGCUUUUGCAAGAUUACGAGAUGAUGAUAUGGUAUCAGAGAAACAAUUUCUCAGCAUGCGUUUGGUAAUUGCUGGUGGCUAUGAUCAUCGUGUGCAAGAAAAUGUGGAUCAUCAUAAAGAAUUGGAUCGAGUAGCUUCAAGACUGGAACUCGAAACUUUUACAAUUAUGCCCGGUUCGACAACACAUCCACCAGAAUCGGCACAAGCAAUGUAUGCUCGUUUACCUGUAAUUGCAUGUAAUAGUGGUGGCCCAAGAGAAACUAUUCGAAAUGGUAUAACGGGCGUUUUAUGUUCACCUACGCCUCUGGAAUUUUCGGAAGCGAUAGCUGAUUUUAUUUCAGGUGUACAUGACCGUGAAGUUAUGGGUGAUAAUGGGAGAGAACACGCUCAAAAAAAUUUUUCUUUGACUACUUUUGUCAAUUCUCUAGAACUCAUUUUAAUGAAUUUAGUGCAGGAUCCUUCAAGAUCAAGAAAAUUACAAGAUCCGCAACAUCAGGCAUCUCUAUUAAAAGUAAUAAUUCUAGGUCUCAUUGCUGCUGUAGCAAUUUCUAGUAGAUUAUUUAGUAUUAUUCGCUUUGAAAGUGUUAUUCACGAAUUUGAUCCAUGGUUUAAUUAUCGGACAACUCGCCGUUUGGUUCAAACAAACUUUUAUGAAUUUUGGAAUUGGUUCGACGAACGAUCGUGGUAUCCGUUGGGCCGUGUUGUCGGUGGAACGGUUUACCCUGGUUUGAUGGUGACUUCAGCUACUAUACAUAACAUUCUUCACGCGCUCAACUUUCCCGUUGAUAUACGCAACAUAUGUGUACUGUUAGCUCCUUUAUUUUCAGCUUUCACUGCUGUUGCUGCAUAUCUUUUGACUUCUGAAAUGAAGGAUUCUUCUGCUGGUCUUUUGGCUGCUGCCUUUAUUGGGGUAGCUCCCGCAUAUUCUUCUUUUUAUGUUCUUGGUACUUUAAUGUCAAUGCAAAUCCCUUUUGUUGGAUUUCAACCAACAAGAACAAGUGAACAUAUGGCUGCCUUAGGAAUAUUUGGAUUGUUACAGAUCAUUGCUUUUGUCGAACUCGUAAGAAGUCAUCUUGCGUCCAAUCAAUUUCAAGUUCUUUUUAAAGGCUUUAUUUUUAUUGCCUUCAUUUUGAUGUUUUCAGCAUUAGUCUUAUUAACAGUUGGUGGAUACAUUGCUCCAUGGACUGGUCGGUUUUAUUCAUUAUGGGACACUGGAUACGCAAAGAAAUAUAUUCCUAUAAUUGCAUCUGUUUCAGAACAUCAACCAACGGCAUGGCCUUCUUUUUUCUUUGAUCUUGAAAUGUUAAUUUUCCUUUUCCCCGCUGGAAUAUACCUUUGUUUCAAAGAAUUACGUGACGAACAUGUUUUUGUCAUUUUAUAUGGCAUCACUGCAUCUUAUUUUGCUGGGGUCAUGGUUCGUUUAAUGUUAACUCUGACUCCAAUUGUUUGUGUUUCUUCUGCUAUUACAGUCUCUCGAUUAUUGGAUACUUAUCUUGACUAUAGCGUUGUGAAUCCAGAAACUUCUGAACCAGCACCUGUUGUAGAGAGUAAACCUAAAGAUAAGCAUAAAAAAGUUGGUGAUAGUUCUCGUUCAGCGGCAACAUCCACAAAAUCUGAAAAAAAGAAAAAAAAAGAACAAUUUUUUGGUAUAAUUGGAAAUGAUACUCGUGGAUUAAUUCUUUUAAAUUUCUUUUUCUUUUUGGUAAUUUUUAUUUGGCAUUGUACAUGGGUAACGUCUAAUGCUUAUUCAUCACCUUCAAUUGUACUUGCUUCUCGACAAGCUGAUGGAUCACAAUAUAUUAUUGAUGAUUUUCGUGAAGCUUAUUAUUGGCUACGAAAGAACACUGAUGAUUCUGCAAAAGUUAUGUCAUGGUGGGAUUAUGGUUAUCAAAUUGCUGGUAUGGCAGAUAGAACUGUUUUAGUAGAUAAUAACACUUGGAAUAAUACACAUAUUGCCACUGUUGGCAAAGCAAUGUCAUCUUCUGAAGAUGUUGCAUAUGAAAUAAUGAGACGACAUGAUGUAACUCAUGUACUUGUUAUUUUUGGUGGUUUAUUGGGAUAUUCUGGUGAUGAUAUUAACAAGUUCCUUUGGAUGAUUCGUAUUGCUGAAGGUGUUUACCCUGAUGACGUAAAAGAAGGAAACUUUUUCACCGCACGUGGUGAAUAUAGAGUUGAUAGUGAAGCUACACCGACAAUGCGAAACAGUAUUAUGUAUAAAAUGAGUUAUUAUAAUUAUAAUGAACUUUUUGGUGGCCAAGGGCAGGAUCGUGUUCGUGGAGCUCGAUUACCUGCAGACAAAAUUAAAUUGAGUACUCUUGAAGAAGCAUUUACAUCAGAAAAUUGGAUUGUAAGAAUUUAUAAAGUGAAAGAUUUAGAUAAUAUUGGUCGUCAUUUGGAACAAGCUGCUAAUUUUGAAGCAG